AUGGCCAUCACGAUCACCUCUAAUGCCGACCUUCCAACAUGCUUGAAUACAGAGUCAAAGCAAGUCAAAAAGGCGAAGCAGCUGGCUCACUCACACUCUGGCAUUCCUGCAAAGAAAGCUCGAGGUCCUCGCAUCCAAGGAUUUUUCAGCAGAACCAUGAUUGUAACUUUGCGGAGUGAUGAGGAGGUUAUUAUCCAAUUUCGGCCCGAACCUAUGGAUAUGGAGCCUUUCAAGAUCGCUCGAGAGGCCUUCGGACCCGUCGUUCCCGAUAUUGAGCUUCUCAAGGACGAAGACCUAGAGCGCGAUGGCAUCUGGCCUUAUUGGAUGACGCGCAUUCCCGGCCAAACAUGGUUCGAAGGCACCAGAGGGAAAGGCCCUAAGGUCACCGUCACAAUCAACAAGUCAUUAGGCAAGAUCUUCUCUAAAGGCUAUGUCAAGGGUAGCAGCGAUCAUGUUGUCGAUAGCAAGAUCCGCCCCCAUCUGGAAUUGCUUCUAUCCUCCUCCGACGACCAAAUCCACCCAUUUAAAGAAGUAGCCAGAGAUCUACUUGGCAAAUUGGAUCAACUGAAGAGACUUCCGCUGUUUAUAUCACACUUCGACCUGAACGAGAUGAAUAUCAUGGUGGACGAGAACUGUGAGGUAUCGGGCAUCAUUGACUGGGGAUUCUCAUUCCCCCUUCCUUUCGGCAUGGGCUUCGGCCGUAUCCAUACCCUUGCUGGAGAGUUUUCUGAGAAAAGGUUUCACAUGCCGGACGAGUUUGAGGAGUCGGAGAGGGGAUUUUGGCAGGAGGUAUUUGAUGGCGUUCCGGCAGACAUCCGAAAAGUCCUCGAUGCGAAUCUAGAUGUGGUCCAGAUGGCCGUCAUACUAGGGACGAUGUUGGACACUUUCGAGUCAGAGGAGGGGAAACUCGGGCCAUAUAAUCCUGUGAGCGUGGAAGCCCUUCCGAAGUUUCUCUCCUAUCGGAUUCCUUUCCUGAGAAACUCGGAUCCGCCCUAC
This is a messenger RNA of Tuber aestivum (summer truffle), 996 nucleotides long. Lineage: Eukaryota; Fungi; Ascomycota; Pezizomycetes; Pezizales; Tuberaceae. The record is from the annotation of a GenBank genome assembly.